AUGCCUCAGUCCAAGUCUGACGCCGCCUCCAGCAAGGCAGACCAGGAAUACCUCCAGCGUCUCGCCCAGGAAUUUUCUUCCCUUCCAGACCACCGCGAAACACCAACACCGUCUUCUUCCUACCAAAGCUCUGGUACGCCCACCGAUGGCACUCAGAGGAACGUCGCCAUUGUGAAGACUAUCCGCACGGCCAUGUCUGGUCUCUAA
Messenger RNA from Clonostachys solani, 207 nucleotides. Lineage: Eukaryota; Fungi; Ascomycota; Sordariomycetes; Hypocreales; Bionectriaceae. The record is from the annotation of a GenBank genome assembly.